AUGAUGAAGGGGAGCGGUGCCAUCACGAACAUGAAGCCAACGUCGCCGUCGUCCAUGUUCUACGUCCACGAGGGUGACGUCGCCCAGAGCCACCACUUCCUGGAGGAGUGCUCCCUCUGCGCCAAGCCGCUCUCCGGCGACAUCUUCAUGUACAGAGGUGACACGCCGUUCUGCAGCGAGGAGUGCAGGCGGCAGCAGAUCGAGGUGGACAGGGCGAGGCACCGGCGGAAGAAGCACGCGGCGGCGCACGCCGUGUCGGCGCGGAAGGAGCACCACCGGCACCACCACCACCACCAUCACCACCACCACCGUCAGCACCAGCACCAGCACCAGAGGGCCAUGGUGAAUGCCACCCCGUGGAACGACGCCGGGUUCGCCGCGAGGAGCCCCGCGUUGCGCGUGUGA
Molecule: messenger RNA, 405 nt
Organism: Lolium rigidum
Lineage: Eukaryota; Viridiplantae; Streptophyta; Magnoliopsida; Poales; Poaceae
Product: FCS-Like Zinc finger 1-like
Exons: 2
Coding region: 1-405 (134 amino acids)
Source: RefSeq, a predicted model, not a curated record